UCCACACAUCCAUUUCAUAUUCUCUUUCUCUUUCUCACUACCACCGUUCUCUCACCUAACAACCACUCCCUCUCCACCGCCCGCCGCCGCCGCCGCCGGAAAACCAUGUCUACGAAGGAGUGCACCCACCACAAGGAACGGAAAAAGAAGCGAACUCGGCAGUGCUGCGCCGGGCUUCUCAUCUUCCUCUUCCUCGUCCUCCUCACCAUCCUCAUCAUCUGGGCGGUUCUCCAGCCCAAGAAGCCCACCUUCCUCCUCCAGGACGCCACCAUCUUCAACUUCAACGUCUCCGCCCCCAACAUCCUCUCCGCCACCAUCCAAAUCACCGUCACCUCCCGCAACCCCAACGACAAGAUCGGGAUUUACUACGACCGGCUCGGUACCUUCGCCACCUUCCGCGGCCAGCAAAUCACCUAUUCCACCGCUAUCCCGCCGGUAUACCAGGGCCACAAGGACCGCAACGUCUGGUCUCCGUUCGUCUACGGCAACGACGUCCCCAUUGCGCCCUUCUUCGGCCCUAUGCUCAGCGCCGCCCAGGCCGACGGCGGCGUCUGGCUCAUCUUCCGCCUCGACGGACGCAUUAGGUGGAAAGUCGGGACCCUGGUCACUAGCCGCUACCAUAUCCACGUCACUUGUCCGGCCUAUAUUCCGUUCGGAGACACUCCCAGACCCGGCGGCAUCGUCGUCGGCAACGCCGUGAAAUACCAGCUCGUCUCGAGCUGCGACGUUAGCCUUUAAUCGUCAAGUCAACGUCGCCGCGCCGUCAAGUAUUUACUACAGUCAUGAUCAUUUUCCCUGUUUUUACUUUUAUUAUUUAUCAUUUUACCCCACUGCCAAAGUGCCCAGAAUACAGGUGAAAAAUAAUUGUAGAUUUUGCUAUUUAAAAAAGAAAAACAAAAAUAACGACGAGGAAGUGACAGCAAAAUAUACAAUGAUGUAAGCAAGGUUAAGGAUGGGAUGACAAAUAUGUAUAAUACUUAUUUUUUUAUUUUCUCUA
Ipomoea nil (Japanese morning glory) is the source of this 997-nucleotide messenger RNA. Its product is annotated as NDR1/HIN1-like protein 12. NCBI's taxonomy places the organism in Eukaryota, Viridiplantae, Streptophyta, Magnoliopsida, Solanales, Convolvulaceae. Gene Ontology annotation, biological process: defense response to other organism. The record is from RefSeq and is a predicted model, not a curated record. The transcript has a single exon. The coding region runs from base 106 to 738 and encodes 210 amino acids.